UCCAGUUGAGUUCACCAAGUUGCGGAAUGUUACGUUAACUAGAAGCGUCUGGAAGUUGAAGCGGCCGUGUGCCUGGAUAAAGUUUUCCGAACAACUCACUGAACCUCGAAAAAAAAAACAGUGAAUUCAUCCGUGAGGACAAAGAAGGGCCUGCCGAGACUGCUGUGAAUUUAAAGUCACGUCGGAACAAAAAGGACAACGAGUCGAGUAGUGGAUACGGUAGCAUUUAUCAUUCAACACCGUCGAAACUGCAGGCUUUCCAGUAAGCUAGUUGAUACAGCAAAAGCUGUACGCUUCCCUGCCAUUUCCAGACUGACUUAAAGACGUUAUACUAGGAAAAAGAACUUACAUGUGUCCAUUGAUAUUUCAUGGAUUCUGCGUGAUGGUGUGAGAAUGGGACAGGGUGCUGUUGGAAGUGACUGCAGCCCUGGAGGCUGAUGAACCCUCUCCAUCGGCCAGUCAGGAUGCACAUAGCUUCGGUGGGUGUCAGCAAGUUCUGCUUCCUGUUUUCCCUCGCAUUCUGCGGUCUCUUGCUUCUGCUCAUCCCAGCCCUCCAGCCCCCAGCUCGUCAGGUGGACCUGCCUCAGCCCCGACCCCACACCAGGCCUACGCAGGUGGGCCUGUCACACCACAGCCAGGUUCUAGCAGUGUCUGUACAUGCUGAGAAAACUGACUCAGCCACAAGGCUGAAUGGGAACUCAGUGGGCCAGGAGGGGUCCAUCCAGACUGAAAUUAUCAGAAAUGAUAAGAAGGAGAUGGAUGCCAAAGGAAGCCCAGAAAGAGGGGCUCUCCCUGGAGGAAAGGGUGGUGCACUUUCAGGGUCCAACUCCCAUGACCCGUUAGAGUUGAAGGACAUUUUUAUUGCUGUGAAGACAACCAGAAAGUACCACAAGUCCAGACUGGAGCUGCUGAUUCAGACCUGGGUUUCCCAAGCUAAAGAACAGACCUACAUGUUUACUGACGGUGAGGACAGGGAGCUGCAGAUGAGAACAGGAGCCAACAUCAUCAACACUAACUGCUCAGCAGCUCACACCCGCCAGGCUCUUUGCUGCAAGAUGUCUGUGGAGUACGACAAAUUCAUCGAGUCUCAGAAAAAAUGGUUCUGCCACGUGGAUGAUGAUAACUAUGUAAUUCUGCCCAGCUUGUUGUGGGUGCUCUCCUCUUACCACCACAGCCAGGAUGUCUACCUGGGCCGGCCCAGUCUGGAUCACCCUAUAGAGGCUGCAGAGAGAGUCAAGAGUGAUGGAUCAGUUUCUGUUAAGUUCUGGUUCGCCACAGGUGGAGCAGGUUUUUGUAUCAGCAGAGGUCUGGCACUGAAAAUGAGCCCAUGGGCCAGUUUGGGGAAUUUCAUCAGCACAGCAGAGAAGAUCCGACUCCCGGACGACUGCACCAUCGGCUACAUCAUCGAGGCGCUGCUGGAGGUCAGCCUGACACACACACGCCUCUUCCAUUCUCACCUGGAGAACCUGCAGAAGCUGCCCGCUGACUCUAUCCUGAAGCAGGUGACUCUGAGCUACGGAGGCUUUGAGAACAGAAGAAAUGUGGUCAGCAUUGUUGGAGGUUUUUCACUGGCUGAAGACCCUACAAGGUUUAAGACGGUCCACUGCCUUCUGUACCCAGACACUGACUGGUGUCCAAAACCCAAACCUCGCCACAAAAACUGAAAACCUCUGUGUAUUUACCCUGCAGCACACCCACCCAGCCUUUCUCCCACUGCUUCACUCUGCCACGUCUGGGUCAAGCUACGUGUAGCUGAGAGUACACGUGGUUACGUGGACACCUUUAUCCAAAGCAGCCUCACCUCUCCCUUCAUGAAUUCACAGUGCUAGUGGAUUUUUUUAUUGUGUUGUUGAUUUUUUUUUUUUUUUUCUUUUUGAUUUUACUCUUCUCGGAGGUAGAGCUUUUGAAUGGAUAGAACUGAUCCAACUCACUAAGUGAACCCCUGAUAGGUGGAGCCAAAGAGUGACUUUUUGUGGCUAACAGAGCAUAAAGACAGAAGAAGCCACUACUGAGCAGAGCUCUCUCAACAGCCUCCUUGAUUCCUUACUAAUCAUGGCACUAAAUGCUACACUUUCAGUGAGCAGUCAUUGCAAUAGAGAAGACUCAGAUCAUGUGCCUGUAUUAUUGAGAGGAAAUUGAUUGAAGGUGCUGAAUUAAAUCCACAUCUUCUACAAAGCUCAGCCUCUGCUGCUGGUGGAGUGAACCAGGAGCUUCAGUGGUGGAGCAACAGAAUUUGCAGCUCACUGUAACUGGAAUUAUCUCAAAGCUCUUCGGCACUCAGUUAGCUUCUCCCCUGAAGUUAUCUACACGUCUUGUGAGGUUUGGAGGCCAGUUUAUUCAGGCAGUUCCUUUCUGGGUUUGUUACAGGUGUUUGGUGUGAGCCUCCACCUUUCCUACAUUCUGCCUUUAUCAUUGAACCAAUGAUGAAACAGGAAGAAGGAGAGAUGACUCCAUCCACUGUGGUUUAAGCUCUCCCAGCAGAGCAGCACACUGGGCUGGUUCGCUGGGUUACUGGCCAAAGCCAUAAAAGUAACAAUCCUAAAAACUCUGAUGCUAUCCUGUGGUUAUGAGUUCCUGCUUUGCCAGAUAUUUAUCUUGUACUCUGUGGUGUGAUGGUUCUUUGGCUCAGCCCAUCAGAUCAUGAAAACUCCACUCUCCAUAUCAGUGCCAUGCUCCUUAAACUGAGUGGAGAACCAGUAUGUGAAGGAGCCCACAGUAUUAGUAGUAGCUUGCACUGACAUGCCUACUCACCAACAAACCACUGACUUUUUUGAAGUCCGUUUCAUCUCCAUGUUCUGUUACUGGUGACAUGAUGGGCCAAAGUCAACUGUAAAAUCUUAAGUUUCUUUAUAAUGACAAAUAAUUGAGGUACUCUUAAAGAGCAUGAGCAAGAUGUAUUGGGGUUUUUUUUUUUGUCUCAAAGAUGAACUGAAGUGAAAUGAGAUUAUAUCUGCACAGUUGAUAAAACCUCUGUGCAGAGUUUGUAUGCUGAUGUACCUCAUUCUCAACCCUCUUAUUAUAUUAGUCUGUUUCUAACAGGUCCCUGUUUAUGGUUUUGCACUACUUUGAUCAUGUCACUUCCUAUAUCUUACAGCCUGUACAUGUUACAGUGUUGGUGUAAAAUAUGACUUCAUGUUUUUUGUUGUUUGUUUGCUCUUGUAUAUUCAGUUUUUUUUUGUUUUCAUAGGUUGUAGUUAGAGCUGUGUGUACACUUCUAUAAGGCGGAGCUGCUCUGGAGGCAGAGCAGUUAGUUUGGAGUUGUGGUGCAGUCAGACCAACAAAAAAAAAAAAAGUUUUCCCUGGCAAAAACCGUCACUGUCCUCACACUCACUGCAACCAGGCAGCAAAAAAAAAAAGGUCUCGAUCCUUCCUACAUAGAGCUGAGUGGUACGAGAAUGUGACUGCACCAUUUGCCUUCAGCGGGUGGAGCCAAAGAAUGUCUUGACAACAUUGCCGUGAAACUUGGUAUGUCGGGUUCCUAGAGGGUUGAUCAAGUCGUUUCUUCCCAGUAACCAUCAGGAAAUUGAAAUCUUUAAUUUAUGCUGCUGUGGACACCAGAUGAUUCUGUUUGCUCCUCUUACCAUGAUUUUAAUGUCAGAGCUAAUCAACAGUAUGACCUCUGGGUGCUGCCAGCAGCUUUAUUCUUAUUAGCCAUGCCGCUGGUAGGGCUCUACGACUGGUUGUUGUCAUUCAGUCCACCACUUUGGUCCAGACUCAAACCUCAGGAAAUCGCAGAUGGACUGCCAUGAAAUUUGUCAGACAUUCAUGUUCUUGAUGGGAUAACAUUGUAAUAAGUUUGGUGAUCUGUCAUCAGGUCAAGACGAUAAUUUAUCCAAUAUAUAACAAUUGAUCAAUGACUAAAUCAUCAUCAUCAUCAUCCUUGGAGGUACUCUGUGUUCUAAUUGGUAAAUGUCAGUAUGCUAACACUCUAAACCAAGAUGGUGAACUUGGUAAACAGUCAAACAGCUAGUCUGCUGACCCAACCAAGAUCAAAAAUGAUCAUGAUAAAAUGAAGCCUUUGCAACCGUGAUGUUCGACCACUGCUACAGGUUUCCAGUCCCCCUGCGCUUUUAUAAACUGGCUCUUUGGCUCCACCCGCUCAGGCUCCACCAACCAGUGUCAGUAUUUUUUGCCUGUAAAAAGUAUUUGUGUGAAACACCCAUCUACCUUUUUGCACACAAGACUAAAAUCCAAAAUCCAAAAUCCAGAGCCUGUGUCUCACUGCAGGUCAGUGGGCAACUGAGGGAGAGAAGUACUUUUGUAAACUGUUUACCACUGAUGUAUUAUGUCUUUUCAAGAAUAAAACCUUUCUGCAUUC
Messenger RNA from Lates calcarifer (barramundi perch), 4318 nucleotides. RefSeq names its product RFNG O-fucosylpeptide 3-beta-N-acetylglucosaminyltransferase (gene rfng). Gene Ontology annotation, molecular function: O-fucosylpeptide 3-beta-N-acetylglucosaminyltransferase activity. Bases 438 to 1664 code for a protein of 408 amino acids. The transcript has 9 exons. Gene Ontology annotation, biological process: pattern specification process; regulation of Notch signaling pathway. The record is from RefSeq and is a predicted model, not a curated record. Gene Ontology annotation, cellular component: Golgi membrane. NCBI's taxonomy places the organism in Eukaryota, Metazoa, Chordata, Actinopteri, Centropomidae.